Molecule: messenger RNA, 336 nt
Organism: Entrophospora sp. SA101
Lineage: Eukaryota; Fungi; Glomeromycota; Glomeromycetes; Entrophosporales; Entrophosporaceae
Source: the annotation of a GenBank genome assembly
AUGAGUUUAAAACCUUUUAAACUUGAUGAAACAAGACUUAUAGUUAUUGGCGUGAGUGUGGUUCAAUUAACGUUGAAUUCUCUGGAAAAUGAUUUGAUUACCACUGAAGUAUAUUAUGAAGAUGUUGCUUUACAAGAAGAAAUAAAAAAAGUAAUGAUUUCAUUUAUAAUAUCAAGAAGAGAAAAUCUUAUUGCAGAUGGAAGCAAUUAUCGAUUAACAUGUUUGAGAACUAGAUGGUCUUUUGGUCAAAGAUAUAUAUUUGGAUCAAAGGAUCGUUCAUUAAUACCUAAUGAUUACAAGUAUAUGUUUCAAUUGAAAUCAAGUGAAAAAAAUUGA